Molecule: messenger RNA, 765 nt
Organism: Symbiodinium natans
Lineage: Eukaryota; Dinophyceae; Suessiales; Symbiodiniaceae
Source: the annotation of a GenBank genome assembly
AUGCCUGCAUAUUUGCUUCAGAACCUGCACUGCUUGUUUGUGUACCCGAGGCCCAUCAUCGGGUUUCUCCUGAUUGGCUUGAUCCUGGGGCCUGCUGGGGCAGAUGUGAUCCGUCACGUUGAUGUGAGCCAUCGCAUUGCCGAUUUUGGCAUCAUCUUCUUCCUAUUUGAGACUGGCUUGGAGCUGUCUGUCAAGAAGGUCGUCUCCAUGCGAGGGGAUGUGUUUGGCCUUGGCAUGGCCCAGUUCAUGAUCACCAGUGGCGUGCUCUCCCUGCUUGCGCCACUUGUGUCUUCUCAUUUGUCGACGGGUGCCUCCUUGCUGAUGGGGGGUGGCCUUGCGCUCUCAUCAUCAGCAUUUGCUCUCCAGCUGUUGCGUGAUAAGCGCCAACUCGGCACUCGCUUUGGACGGGCGUCUCUUGGAGUGCUGUUGUUUCAGGACCUGGCAGUCGUGCCACUGCUGGUGCUUGCGCCAUUGCUGGGCGACCCUGGUGGAGCUGCACUGCCGGUGGCUAUUGCUGAGUCUUUCGGCAAGGCGGUGCUGGCUCUCGGCAUCGUCGUAGCUACUGGCCAUUUCUUUCUCCGGCCGUUGCUGUCGUUUGUGAAGCGAUCGGACUCCUCAGAGGCCUUCCUGGCGGUCACACUGGGGACGGUGUUGCUUUCAUCCAGUCUCACACAGGCGUUUGGACUCUCUGAGACGCUUGGCGCUUUUGUCGGGGGCGUGCUCGUCGCAGAGACCGACUACAAGCACCAGAUCGAGGCCAUCUAG